Trichechus manatus latirostris (Florida manatee) is the source of this 555-nucleotide messenger RNA. Its product is annotated as ribonuclease 8. Gene Ontology annotation, molecular function: nucleic acid binding; RNA nuclease activity. The record is from RefSeq and is a predicted model, not a curated record. Gene Ontology annotation, biological process: defense response to Gram-positive bacterium; innate immune response; defense response to fungus. NCBI's taxonomy places the organism in Eukaryota, Metazoa, Chordata, Mammalia, Sirenia, Trichechidae.
AUGAAAUUCUUAGAAGGACUAGCAGGGUUCACCCAUGAUGACCUGCUCACCCACCUACCUCUCCUUUCUGUUCCAUUGUCCCCCUUAGGAGAGAUGGCACCUGCCAAGACACAGGUUCAGCCCCUGCUGCUGCUCCUGCUGCUGGGGCUGUGGGUGGCCCAGGUCCCGGUCAGUGCUAAGCCCAGUAACAUGACCUCAGCUCAGUGGUUUGAGACUCAGCACAUGCAGUCCAGCCCUCAAAGAUGUAACACCUCGAUAGAGAACAUCAACAAGUACACAAAAAGCUGCAAAAACCUCUUCUUGCAUGAGUCCUUCUCCAGUGCAGCCACCACUGGCCAAACCCCCAGCAUAGCCUGCAAGAACAGCCGUGAAAACUGCCACUGGAGCCAAGAGCCUGUGUCCCUGACCCUAUUAACACAUCUCAGGAAGUACCCAGUCUGCAAGUACAGAGAGGAGAACCUGGAUGCGUUCUUCGUUGUGGCCUAUGACCCUCCACAACAGAAGGAUUACCUGGGUUAUGAGCUGGUUCCUGUGCACUUGGACAAAGUUGUCUAA